UUUAAUCUCCCUCCUUCGUCCUCCUCUCUCCCAUUUUUUCGUUCCGUCUACUGUAAUAGCUAUGGAACUCAGUUAAACUUUUCUACGCCCAUUUCUCCCUUAGUUCUUCUUGAGCCUUAAACUUAAACCCUUUUCUAUCUCUUUGUACCUCAAUGAUCAUGGGGUUUAAGCUUUCGUUUAUCGUUCUCAUAGUGUCUCAUCUUCUCUUUCUUUGCUCUGACGCCAUAGUAGACCGAAACAAAGCUUACUCAGAUAGAGAAGCCCUUCUUUCCUUCAAGGUAUCUCUUGAAAAUCCUCACAUUCUUUCUUCAUGGAACUCAUCAACCCCAUACUGUAACUGGGUCGGUGUUUCUUGCCAGCUUGGACGGGUAGACUCGCUCGCUCUCCCAGCUCUGUCCCUGAAAGGCCCACUUUCUCCCUCUGUUUUCUCUCUCAGCAGCGUCACCGUCCUCGACCUCUCCUCGAAUCUUUUCCAUGGGGAAAUCCCACCUCUGGCAUUCAGUCUUAAACGCUUGAAGAAGCUGUUACUCGGUGACAACCUCUUGUUCGGGGAAAUUCCGAGUCAGUUAAGUGAGUGGACUCAGUUGCAAACCCUCAUGCUCGGACACAACUCGUUCAGUGGGAAAAUUCCUCCGGAGCUGGGGAGAUUGGCUGAGCUCGAGACACUUGAUCUCGCUGGAAAUGCUCUCACUGGAAAUAUUCCUCCCCAGAUUGGAAACUUAAGCAAACUCCUAUUUUUGGACCUUAGCAGUAAUCUUCUAUCAGGUUCUCCUCCAUUGCCCCUCUUUAUAAAUCUCCAUGCUUUAUCUUCGUUGGACAUAUCAAACAACUCGUUUUCUGGUACAAUCCCACCUGAGAUUAACAACCUGAAGAAUCUCACCGACCUCUACAUUGACAUUAACCAUUUCUCUGGCCAGUUGCCUCGGGAAAUUGGUGACCUUUCCCGCCUCCAAAACUUCUUUGCUCAUUCUUGUUUUAUAACUGGCCCGCUGCCCCAGGAGUUAUCUAAGUUGCAAUCACUAAGUAGACUUGAUCUUUCCUACAACCCUUUAAAGUGUUCGAUCCCAAAGUCCAUCGGGAAGUUGCAGAACUUGAGUAUUCUGAUUAUGGUUUCUUCCGAGCUAAACGGGUCUGUUCCUCCUGAGCUGGGAAUGUGUAAGAAUUUGAGGACUCUGAUGCUUUCCUUCAAUACACUAUCCGGAUCGUUGCCCGAGGAGCUUUCUGAGCUUCCUAUGCUGACCUUUUCUGCUGAAAAGAACCAACUUUCUGGGCCAUUGCCUUCUUGGCUCGGAAAAUGGAACCAAGUGGAUUCACUUUUGCUUGGGAGUAACCUGUUUUCUGGCGAAAUCCCCCCUGAAAUUGGCAAUUGUUCUCUGCUUAGGGACCUUAGUUUGAGCAACAACCUGUUGACUGGUCGAAUACCGAAGGAGCUCUGCAAUGCGUUGUCGCUCAUGGAGAUUGAUCUCGCCAGCAAUUUUCUCACUGGUAAUAUUGAUAACACUUUUCUGAAGUGCACUAAUCUUACUCAGUUGGUCUUAGUGGAUAACCAGAUUGUUGGUCAAAUACCUGAAUACCUGUCAAACCUUCCAUUGAUGGUGCUUGACAUUGAUUCGAAUAAUUUCACGGGUACAAUUCCCAUCAGUAUCUGGUACUCAAAUAAUUUAAUGGAAUUGUCAGCGGCAAAUAAUCAGUUGGGGGGCUGUCUGCCUGAGGAGAUUGGCAGGGCAGCUGCACUGGAGAGGCUUGUUCUCAGUGAUAAUCACCUAUUUGGCACUAUACCUAAACAGGUUGGAAAGCUUACCAGUCUUUCUGUUCUUAACAUGAACUCAAAUCUUCUUGAAGGAACAAUCCCAACUGAGCUUGGCAUGUGCACCGCACUAACCACAUUGGACCUUGGAAACAACCUUCUCCACGGGCCUAUACCAGAGAAUCUGGCAGAAUUGGGUCAACUACAAUGCCUGGUUCUUUCUCACAACAAUCUGUCAGGGUCAAUUCCUUCCAAGGCUUUCUAUUUCCGUCAAAUUGAUAUCCCUGAUCUGAGCUUUAUUCAACACCGUGGAGUUUUUGAUCUGUCAUACAAUAUGCUGUCAGGCACAAUACCUGAGGAGUUGGGGAACUGUGUGGUUGUGGUAGACCUUUUGCUAAGCAAUAACAUGCUUUCCGGGGAAAUUCCAAGAUCACUCUCUCGUCUGACAAAUCUUACAGCAUUGGAUUUAUCUGGGAAUUUGCUCACUGGCUCCAUUCCUCCAGAAUUUGGUGAUUUGCGUAAGCUGCAAGGAUUGUAUAUGGGAAGUAAUAAGCUAUCUGGUACCAUCCCCUCGAAAAGAUUGGGAGAUUUGAGCAGUUUGGUAAAGCUGAACUUGACUAAUAAUAAGCUGUCAGGUUCAGUACCAACAAGUUUUGGAAACUUAAAAGGGCUAACUCAUUUGGAUUUGAGUUAUAAUGAGCUCAGUGGGAAGCUACCUUCAUCUCUCUCGAGCCUGCUUAACCUUGUAGGGCUUUAUGUCCAACAGAACAGGCUUUCUGGACAGGUUGAUCAGCUUUUCUCAAAUUCUAUAGCGUGGAGGAUAGAAACGAUGAACCUCAGCAACAACUUUUUUGAUGGGGAAUUGCCAGAGUCUUUAGGAAAUCUGUCAUAUUUGACAUAUUUGGAUUUUCAUUCAAAUAUGUUUCAGGGAGGCAUUCCAACGGAGUUGGGGAAUCUGAUGCAGCUCCAGUAUCUCGAUGUUUCAAGGAACAAGCUCUCCGGACAGAUUCCAGAGAAAAUAUGUGGGCUGGUCAAUCUGUUCUUCCUGAGCUUGGCUGAAAAUAGUUUGGAAGGGCCUAUUCCCACAAGUGGAACUUGCCUUAAGUUGUCAAAUUCUUCACUUGCUGGGAACAAAAACCUCUGUGGAACAAUUAUGGGAUUUGAUUGCAAAAUAAAUAGCUUUGAAAAGUCUGCAUGGUUAAGUUCCAGGGGACGUCUAGCUGCAGCUGUAGUGGGAAGUAUUGUAAUUGUCCUUUUUCUAGCAAUUGCUCUUGCUAGACAUGUUACAAGAAACAAGAGGCAAACUGAUGCUGAAGAAGCUGAGGAAAGCAAGCUUAACAGUUUUCUAGAUCAAAAUCUUUAUUUCCUUAGUAGCAGCAGAUCAAAGGAACCUUUGAGCAUCAACCUGGCCAUGUUUGAGCAGCGCCUCUUGAAAUUGACCUUAGUCGAUAUUCUUGAAGCAACCAACAACUUCUGCAAGACAAACAUUAUUGGAGAUGGAGGUUUUGGAACAGUGUACAAAGCUACUCUGCCUGAUGGGAAAAUAGCUGCAGUCAAGAAGCUAAGUGAAGCCAAAACACAAGGUCAACGAGAAUUCAUUGCUGAAAUGGAAACUCUGGGAAAGGUAAAGCACCAUAAUCUAGUCCCUUUGCUCGGGUACUGUUCUAUUGGUGAGGAAAAGCUUCUUGUUUAUGAGUACAUGGUGAAUGGGAGCUUAGACCUCUGGCUGAGAAACAGGACUGGAGCUCUUGAAGUCCUAACCUGGGAUAAACGGUUCAAAAUUGCAACCGGCGCUGCACGUGGGCUAGCUUUUCUUCAUCAUGGAUUCAUUCCCCACAUCAUUCACAGGGACAUAAAAGCUAGCAACAUCUUACUCAAUGAAGACUUUGAACCAAAGGUUGCGGAUUUCGGGCUGGCUAGAUUGAUAAGUGCUUGUGAGACUCACAUUACAACCGAAGUUGCUGGAACAUUUGGUUACAUUCCACCUGAGUAUGGACAGAGUGGGAGGUCCACAACAAGUGGUGAUGUUUAUAGUUUUGGUGUGAUCUUGCUUGAAUUAGUGACAGGGAAAGAGCCAACUGGACCUGACUUCAAAGAGAUUGAAGGUGGAAAUUUGGUGGGAUGGGUGUUUCAGAAAAUGGAGAAGGGACAAGCUGCUGAUGUUCUCGACCCGACCAUUCUCAACGCAGACACUAAGCAGAUGAUGCUUCAAGUGCUUAAGAUUGCUUUCAUUUGCCUGUCAGAGAAUCCUGCCAAUAGGCCUAGCAUGCUUCAAGUGCUCAAGUUCCUUAAAGGGUUAAAAGAUGAUCAUUAAACUGCAGCUCAUGUCCUCAGUUUGAUGGUAGAUUCAUAGCUUUGUUAUUACAUUAGCAUAUUAGUACAACUAGGGCGCUGAUAGAACUGUUAAACUGCAAAAUUACUAGUUUUCUAAUCUAAUCAAAAAUCAAGAGUUUACUCUUCUUGA
Molecule: messenger RNA, 4211 nt
Organism: Humulus lupulus (European hop)
Lineage: Eukaryota; Viridiplantae; Streptophyta; Magnoliopsida; Rosales; Cannabaceae
Product: leucine-rich repeat receptor protein kinase EMS1
Exons: 1
Coding region: 153-4061 (1302 amino acids)
Biological process (GO): protein phosphorylation
Molecular function (GO): protein binding; protein kinase activity; ATP binding
Source: RefSeq, a predicted model, not a curated record